UGUCUCUAUGCGAUUACAAGACUAUCAGCUCAUUGGGGUACCCGUAUGGGCGUUGGCUUGCAUAGUAUCUUUAUGGUUAAUCACCCUGUCUGAUGCUGUGUACACAAGCGCAAACUAAGCGUUUCCUUACAAAGAAUAUAUCGGCGCUGUCUGCCUGCUGGCGGACGCGUCGUGGUAACUACCAGAACGCCGCACAUUCUAGCAGGGGUUCAAGACCGCAAGCAAUCGCAUCCCAACAGGCACGCAGUUCCUGGCCACUUCCCAUGGAGGAUGGGAAAGCUCUACCGCGUGUCCUGUCCAUACAAUCCCAUGUUGUACAUGGCUACGUUGGCAACAAGUGCGCCGUGUUCCCUCUCCAGCUCCUAGGUCUAGAGGUCGACCCCAUCUACAGCGUGCAGUUCUCCAACCACACCGGCUAUCCCAGCUUCAAGGGCGCCGUGUUCGACGGCGAGCAGCUGCGCGCGCUGACGGCGGGGCUGGAGACCAACCAGCUGCUCACGCACACGCACCUGCUGACAGGCUACAUCGGCAGCCUGUCGCUGCUGCAAGCCAUCGCGGACCUGUGCGCCGCCCUCAAGCGGCAUUCGCCCAACCUCACCUACGUCUGCGACCCCGUCCUGGGCGACGAGGGCCGCCUCUACGUGGCUCGCGAGCUGGUGGACGCCUACGCCUCCACCAUCGUGCCCCUCGCCUCCGUCCUAGUGCCCAACCAGUUCGAGGCGGAACAGCUCACCGGCGGCACCCCCAUCACCAGCCUGCGCGCCGCCCUGGCCGCAUGCGAGCAGCUGCAUGCUCGCGGCCCGCACACGGUGGUCAUAACCAGCAUGACGCUACCGGGCGACCCGGGCGGAAUCACGCUGGUGGCAUCCACGCGGCUGCCGCAGGCGGCGGGCGGCAGGCUGGGCGGCGCGGCGCGCAUGUGCAUGCGGAUAGAUCGCAUCCAGGCGUACUUCACGGGCACCGGCGACCUAUUCGCCGCGCUGCUGCUGGCGUGGAUGCAUCACCAUCCGGGGGACCUGGCGGCGGCGGUGGAGAAGGCGGUGGGCGGGCUGCAGGCGGUGCUGGCGGACACGGUGGCGCAUUGCGGACCCGCGGCGCUGGCGGGGGAGCGGACGGCGGAGGUGUGUGCGCGGCGGGAGCUCCGGUUGAUACCCUGCCAAGGCAAGCUGGUGGACCCGCCCAUCACCUACCGCUGCCAAGUGAUUGACUCCUGACGCCCUGAGGCAGCAGCUUGACCGCGGGCGAGGACUUGACAUGUGGGCAGGCAGCAUGCAGGGCUGUACAACAUCCGCACGUGCCACACGUGCGUUUGCAUUGGCGUGUGCUGCUGCACUACGGUGCUUUGCAGGGCGCAUCGUGUGUGGAGGUGCUAGGGUUUCUCAGCCAGACGUCGUGGAAUAACGUUGUUACGCCUAGUGUGCCACGGUGUGAAAGGAAUAGGAGCGAUGGAGAGGCAUGCGAGUGACACUGCUGAGCGUUCUAUUGGAUGAUGUACGGCAAUUUCUGCAUCCCGCAUUUGUAGAUAGCAGUGCGUCAAGCGUGCGAAGGACCCGUACAUGUAUGACCGUUACAAUGGUUCCCUGAAAGGGAACACGGGUGAUGAACCCAACCCUACAUGCCGUACAUGGCGACGCUGACCCGGGGGUCCGUAGAAUUACAUGACAGCUAGGUUGUUAGAAGACGACAAGCUCA
Molecule: messenger RNA, 1692 nt
Organism: Astrephomene gubernaculifera
Lineage: Eukaryota; Viridiplantae; Chlorophyta; Chlorophyceae; Chlamydomonadales; Astrephomenaceae
Source: the annotation of a GenBank genome assembly